AUCUCUCUACUUGUGUUGUGUCUUGUGUGUUGUGUGUUGUGUGUCUACUUGUUCUAUAUUACAGUAAGCCUUGCAAUAUAACUUACUUUGAGAAUUUUCUGACAUUAAUGGGUCAAACCUUUUUCUCGCCUUUUUGAUUUAUUUAGUGUUUUGAAUAAUCUCCUCAUCUUCUUCCUUCUUUAAACGUUCUCAUCAUCACAGUAUCUUCUGUUCUUCUUAGAGAGAGAGAGAGAGAGAAAAGGAAAGCUUUAAAAUUUACCAGUUUCCAUCCAAACCAGAUACUGGGUUUCACUGAAAAGCUGGGAUUCUGAUUCAUCUAAGUUCUAAGUGAAGAAACAGAGUAAACAAAACACAAGAAGUCAAGAAAUAAAAGUUGAGAUCUUUCUCUCACUCUCUCAGGAACUUUGAGUAUGUCUUCUUCUGUAGCAGUGUUAUGGGUUGCGGCUUCUCCAAAUCCAGACCCACUGAACAAUUGUGGGUUGGUAAGGGUUCUAGAAUCUUCUAGACUCUUCUCUCGUUGUCAGAAUCAGAGACUAGACAAAGGUAGGAGGAAGCAGACAACAACAACUUGGACCUCUUCUUCAUUUGUAACGAACCAAAGAAGAAGAAGUGGUGCUGUGUCUUCAAGCUUAGUUGCAAGUCCUUCAGGAGAGAUAGCCCUCUCAUCUGAAGAGAAGGUUUACAAUGUUGUCUUGAAACAAGCUGCUUUGGUGAACAAACAGCUUAGAUCUUCUUCUUAUGAUCUUGAUGUCAAGAAGCCUCAAGAUGUUGUUCUCCCCGGGAGUUUGAGUUUGCUUGGUGAGGCUUAUGAUCGAUGCGGUGAAGUUUGCGCUGAAUAUGCUAAAACUUUUUAUCUCGGGACUUUGCUUAUGACACCCGAAAGGAGAAAGGCGAUUUGGGCUAUCUAUGUUUGGUGUAGAAGAACUGAUGAACUCGUUGACGGGCCUAAUGCUUCACAUAUAACUCCAAUGGCGUUAGAUAGAUGGGAAGCAAGGUUAGAAGAUCUUUUCCGUGGCCAACCUUUUGAUAUGCUUGAUGCUGCUCUUGCUGAUACCGUUGCUAGAUACCCGGUUGACAUUCAGCCAUUUAGAGACAUGAUCGAAGGAAUGAGAAUGGACUUGAAGAAAUCGAGGUACAAGAACUUCGAUGAUCUCUACCUUUACUGCUACUAUGUUGCGGGAACCGUUGGUUUGAUGAGUGUUCCAGUUAUGGGGAUCGAUCCUAAGUCGAAAGCGACUACGGAAAGUGUUUACAACGCUGCCUUGGCCCUUGGGAUAGCCAAUCAGCUUACUAACAUACUCAGAGACGUAGGCGAAGAUGCGAGAAGAGGAAGGGUUUAUCUACCUCAAGACGAAUUGGCUCAGGCUGGUCUCUCAGAUGAAGACAUAUUCGCCGGGAAAGUCACUGACAAAUGGAGAAACUUUAUGAAAAUGCAGCUUAAGCGAGCAAGAAUGUUCUUUGACGAAGCUGAGAAAGGCGUCACCGAGCUCAGUGCUGCUAGCAGAUGGCCGGUAUGGGCAUCGCUGCUGUUGUACAGGAGAAUAUUGGACGAGAUUGAAGCCAAUGAUUACAACAAUUUCACAAAGAGAGCUUACGUGGGGAAAGCCAAGAAAAUUGCAGCAUUGCCAUUGGCUUAUGCUAAGUCAAUACUACAGACUUCAAGUUCAAGACUGUCCAUAUGA
This is a messenger RNA of Capsella rubella, 1682 nucleotides long. RefSeq names its product phytoene synthase, chloroplastic. The record is from RefSeq and is a predicted model, not a curated record. Lineage: Eukaryota; Viridiplantae; Streptophyta; Magnoliopsida; Brassicales; Brassicaceae. Gene Ontology annotation, molecular function: geranylgeranyl diphosphate synthase activity. The coding region runs from base 411 to 1682 and encodes 423 amino acids. The transcript has 7 exons. Gene Ontology annotation, biological process: carotenoid biosynthetic process.